AAGAGAUUAUGUGGGCUGUACACAACUGUUGUUUUAAUCCGCAGAGCGAAGAGAUUUAGCAAAAAAAACACGGGUUUCUCCCCUAGCAGCCAUAUUGUAUGGACAUUUGGUGGAAAAAGCAGUAGGAAAAAAACACUUUCAAGAAGAACCUUGCCAAGACUUUGAGAUAGUUGAUUUUCAACUCACUGGCGGUGGGAUUCCGUUCAAUAGCCAGCAGUCCAACUGGUUGACGAAUUUCACAGAUUGGGGAUCGUAUUUAAAAAAAAUAAUUAUAGAUUACUAUAUUUAUUUUUAGCUUGUUUUAUUAACAGUCGGCAAGAUGAAGGACCGAUUGGAACAACUCAAAGCUACAUGCGACAAUGAUGAUGAGGAAGUGGAAAUUGCUAUUGACAAUGCAGCUUUUAUGGAUGAGUUCUUCUCUCAGAUUGAGGACAUCAGGAACAGUAUUGAUAAGAUUGAUGAGAAUGUCUCUGAAGUCAAGAAGCUCUACUCAGUCAUACUGUCUGCCCCCACAUCAGACCAGAAAACGCAGGAUGACUUGGAGGCUGUCACCAACGACAUCAAGAAGAUGGCUAACAAUGCCCGCAACAAACUCAAAACCAUCGAGAGGAAUCUGGAGUCUGAGGAAGAGGAGAGGAUUUCAGCCGACAUGCGGAUACGCAAAUCACAGCAUGCAGUGCUGUCCAGGAAGUUUGUAGACGUGAUGACCAAGUACAACGAGGCCCAGCUGGACUUCAGGGAGAGGAGUAAAGGACGCAUCCAGAGACAGCUAGAGAUCACUGGCAAAGCUACGACAGACGAGGAGCUUGAAGAGAUGUUAGAGGGUGGAAACUCGGCCGUUUUCACUUCAGGGAUCAUGGACUCUGGGAUCUCGAAGCAGGCUCUCAGUGAGAUCGAGGCGCGACACAAAGACAUUGUGCGUCUGGAGAGCAGCAUCAAAGAGCUACAUGACAUGUUCGUGGACAUCGCCAUGCUAGUGGAGAGCCAGGGUGACAUUGUAAACAAUAUAGAAGCUCAAGUGUGUAAAGCGCAGGACCACAUAGCAGUGGCUAAGACUGAGACCAAAAAAGCCAUCAGGUACCAGAGCAAAGCACGCAAGAAGACGAUCAUUAUAGCAGUGGUCUGUGCUGUGCUCACUGUCCUCAUCCUCGCCAUCAUCCUAUCACAGACAGUAGGGUAAUAGAGGGACCACGCCCCUAACCUCGCCCUCUUCAUUCAUCUUCAUCACUCAAUCUUGCCCUCCUCCAGCUGUGAAGCCAAAGAGGGGGAUGAAGACUCAACCUAUCCCUCCCCUUGCCCUUGGACACUCCCCCUCUCUUACUGUAACUAUAGAAAAAGGCCCAGCCAGUGGGACUUCCUAGUUGGAGUAGGCUGGUGUCCCCCUUGGGGUGGCCGAGAGGAUGAGCACCAGGUGGGAGAGAAACAAGGGGACCAAAGCUGAGACUGGUUAUUAGCCCCUGAUAAAGCUAAACAAAAAAAGGGAAUCUGAAGAAGUGGAAAUCUUCACCCUCACAUACAACUAAAUGGACACCAUGCAACAUUUCAUUGAAAUUCUCUGAACUGCUUUCUAUUUUUCCAAUAAUGUCAAUAAUUUAAUUGAUCUUGAUCCACACUUAAGGGAACCUGAUGCUCCUUUCCCCAUUACAAAAACCUCCAUCCACUUAAUGUACCCCCGCCACCACCCUUGCCUUGUUGUCUUGCCAUUAUGAACCUCCAAGCUGAAAAGUAGCCUCCUCCAGCCCACAGAGGAAUGGUGCAUUGUUUAACUCCCCUAUGAUUCUUGGAUUGAGGGACACGAGUGGAUUUCACUUCAGUCUAUGUGAAAGCAAUGACUCUGUGCAUGUUUGACGCCACUUGAAUAAUAUAUUUUUUUAAAUCCUAAAGCACACCUUACCUCUGAGCGUUUGGGAGAUAUCUUCGUCCAACAUCUGAUUUGCUUCUUAUGCCUUCCUUUACAAUCUGUCCAAUCAAAUUAAUUUCAAUUUAAUUUCAAUUCAAUUAAUUUCCCCACACCUCAGAUGCGGUAGCCAAUGACGAGGCUCUAAAUGGGACAUUGAGGGUCUGGAAAUUUCAAGCUGAACAUUUUAAGAUCGUUUUUUAAAUAAAUUUUUUAAUGUAAUCUUCACUGUAGUAUU
Messenger RNA from Salvelinus namaycush (lake trout), 2135 nucleotides. RefSeq names its product syntaxin 3A (gene stx3b). Gene Ontology annotation, cellular component: plasma membrane; presynaptic active zone membrane; synaptic vesicle. The record is from RefSeq and is a predicted model, not a curated record. Gene Ontology annotation, biological process: exocytic insertion of neurotransmitter receptor to postsynaptic membrane; intracellular protein transport; synaptic vesicle fusion to presynaptic active zone membrane. The transcript has 10 exons. The coding region runs from base 320 to 1180 and encodes 286 amino acids. Gene Ontology annotation, molecular function: SNAP receptor activity; SNARE binding. Lineage: Eukaryota; Metazoa; Chordata; Actinopteri; Salmoniformes; Salmonidae.